Molecule: messenger RNA, 621 nt
Organism: Scheffersomyces stipitis CBS 6054
Lineage: Eukaryota; Fungi; Ascomycota; Pichiomycetes; Serinales; Debaryomycetaceae
Exons: 1
Coding region: 1-621 (206 amino acids)
Source: RefSeq, a predicted model, not a curated record
AUGUCUGAUAUAGAUAGGCUUCUUUCUGUAGAAGAGUCUUCGUUAGUCAAAGAUCAAGAGAUUGAACGGGUUCUUUCUUGUUCUGAAUGGGAUUAUUUCGCUAUACUUGAUGUUGAUCCCAGCAAGCACGAACCUGAGGCUAUACCGAAUGUAGUGAAGAAAAUAUAUAGAAAGAAGUCAUUGCUUAUCCAUCCUGACAGGACGAACAAUUCAAAAGCACCAGAAGCAUUUGAUAAGUUGAAAAAGGCAGAGUUGGUUCUUGGGACUUCUCUAGAUGGGGAAUCUGAUAAUAACCUAGUCGCAGAGAAGAGAAGGCUCAUGGAUAUAUAUAUCGAUGUACAGAAGAAGCUGCAACAACAAGAAUUGACUGAGGUAAGAUUGGAAGUGGCUUCUAUAUUAAAGGAAGAAGUAAAUAACGAAAACAUCGACAAGUUAUACAAGCAGAGACAAGAAGCCAGCAAACAAGCAGAGCUACAACGGGCACAAGAGUCGAGAAAGAUGCGGAAGAAGCUCGAGGAAAAAUGGGAGGACGACAGAGAUGCCAGAGUGAGCAAUUGGCGAAAGUAUACACGUAAGGUUGAAAAGAGUAAGAAGAAGAUAAAGAAGAAGCUAUUAGCCUGA